Sorghum bicolor (sorghum) is the source of this 535-nucleotide messenger RNA. RefSeq lists its product as uncharacterized. NCBI's taxonomy places the organism in Eukaryota, Viridiplantae, Streptophyta, Magnoliopsida, Poales, Poaceae. The transcript is spliced from 2 exons. Bases 51 to 377 code for a protein of 108 amino acids. The record is from RefSeq and is a predicted model, not a curated record.
AAAGAGGUCUUGCCUUCUUCCCCACGCCACGCCACACCAAGCACCAACCCAUGGAGCGCCGCCUCCACCACCUCGUGCUACUGCUCGGCCCCCUCGCCUGCUGGGCGGCGGCGGCCGCCACCACGGGAGUGUGCGACCCCUCCACCAUCGCCGCCGCCUGCCAAGGCGAGUCCUCGCCGUCGCCCCAGCAGCAGCUUGGCCUUGGCGGCGCCGCUGCCGCCCUCGGCAAGGCCAUCCCCACCUUCUCCCAGCUGGAGCUGGAGCUGGAGCUGGCUGCCGCGCCCGCGCCACCACACUCCGCCUCCGCCAAGGACCAUUUGGUCGUCUGCGCCGGGAUCGUCUUAGUCGUCGCCGUCCUCGUCAACAUCAUUGAUUGAGCCUGCCCUGGCCGGCCGCCAAUCAUCACCGGUGCCUGGCUUGAGCCCGUAGCAGCAGCAGCAGCAGCGGUAGAAAGUCCUAGUGCAACUCGUUUUUACAAUUUUGUAAGAGUACGUGAUGAGUAAUUUGGGAGAGAAGAAUCACCGCACGUUCAUUA